AUGGUGAAAUUGGCCAAUCAUGCUUCUGCUGUUUCGCCGGUUUGGCUCAGUGUCCCACCCCCCAUCCCUCCCUUCAUCAGCAGCUCUGGAGAGUCAGCGGAAAGCGCUCUCUGCCCUCUGACAGUGUCACCCUCCACUCUGGUGGUCAGGUUUGGAGAUCCUGUCGCAGCUAACUGCUCUGUGUCAGAGAAGGGAUUUCCUGUCCUGGGUUGGAUAGUCCCACUGCACGGUCCUGAGGCCGUCAUGGAUCGUUUUCUUGUCUGGAGAGUGAACAGGAUGACCAAUUGGAGCAUCAGUCCUGUAUGCUAUGCACUGUCUGAACAAGGAGGACAAUGCGACAUUACUCUCCCUGUAACAGUCUACAAGCCUCCAGACAGUGUGUCCAUCAGCUUUAAAAAUCAUUCUGGGCCAAUGUUUGAGGGUCAUAAGUACACUCUACAGUGUAAAGUACAGGAUGUUGCUCCUGCUGAAAACCUCACUGUGACCUUCUACAGAGGACAAACUGCGAUGGGUCAUCUACAGUCCAGCCAUACGGAGAAGACACCAGUCACUGAGAUCUUCUGUCUAGACAUCACGCCCAGUAAAGAAGAUAAUGGAGUCCAGUACUGGUGUGAAGCCAAGCUAGAACUGGGACCUGAGGGACCACAGCAUCCCCCAGUGGUGAUCUCACAAAAACUCAAUGCUACAGUCUUCUUUGGUCCACACCUCAUUUGCCCUAAACCACUGCAGGUGAUAGAGGGAAAGAGCCUCAUCUGUGAGGUGAGAGGCAACCCUCAGCCAUCAGUCAUCUGGUUCAGAGAUGGGCAGGUGGUUGCCCUGCCUUCUCACUUAAGCAAAAAGCACGCUGGGAAAUACACAGUCUGCACAGACGGAUUUCUUGGACAGAAAAACUUUACAGUGGAGGUGGAAGUCCUUGCUGGCAGUGGAGCUGCAAACAGCUGUAAUAGAUAUUUCCUUUUGGCCGCUCUGUUUAUUCAGAUGAUUAACUCGCUGUGAAACCUCCUGAAAGAACCCAGCGUGAUCUGUGAUUUGUCUUUCCAUGCUGCUUGGAUGAGCUGCUCCUGCUGUGAGAAACAUUUGCCAGGAGAGGCUCAGUGCUUUGUGUCUCUCUUUGUCCAAAUGGAUCAGUUUUGAACUCAUGUCUUUUUUUUUUUUUUUUUUUAAAUGCAUCUUGUAAUGGCAAGUUCUCUGCUUGAGAGCUUCAGGCCCAGGUACACUUUCUUUUGUUAUUAAACUUAAGUCUUCAUGUAAUGCACAACAGUUUAUCUGCAACAUGUCAAUUUCAAAUCAUCCAGAAAGAUUCACAUUCUAGUCUUGUACAAUUUAAUAAUCAACAGUCGUACUGCCAUAGAUCUGUGUCAGUGGAAUGCUUUGCCUUUUGCCUGUGUCUUAUUAAAAGUUGUUUUUGAACUGUAUGAACCUUUGUGGACCAAUGUUAGUGUUUUCCCUCUGUACAUGGAGCCACCCAACAUUGCAAAGCACUACAUCUUCCGUGACUGAGAUUACUUGCUGUCUACUGUGGAUUAAAGUGUUAACUAUUAUCAAACGUCCAACAGCGUUUUUUUAGGAUUUUUGUUUAAAAAAGUAUGCGACUGAAAUUUGGGUCCUGCUGGC
Toxotes jaculatrix (banded archerfish) is the source of this 1614-nucleotide messenger RNA. Its product is annotated as vascular cell adhesion protein 1-like. The transcript has 8 exons. The coding region runs from base 1 to 996 and encodes 331 amino acids. Gene Ontology annotation, molecular function: integrin binding. Lineage: Eukaryota; Metazoa; Chordata; Actinopteri; Toxotidae. Gene Ontology annotation, biological process: cell-cell adhesion. The record is from RefSeq and is a predicted model, not a curated record. Gene Ontology annotation, cellular component: membrane.